Molecule: messenger RNA, 4227 nt
Organism: Manis pentadactyla (Chinese pangolin)
Lineage: Eukaryota; Metazoa; Chordata; Mammalia; Pholidota; Manidae
Gene: ST6GALNAC5
Product: ST6 N-acetylgalactosaminide alpha-2,6-sialyltransferase 5
Exons: 5
Coding region: 1121-2113 (330 amino acids)
Biological process (GO): oligosaccharide metabolic process; ganglioside biosynthetic process
Molecular function (GO): alpha-N-acetylgalactosaminide alpha-2,6-sialyltransferase activity
Source: RefSeq, a predicted model, not a curated record
ACUAAGCAAUUUCAGAAGCAAUAUGUAUGUUUUUAACUAAAUCAGACAUUUAACAAAUACUAUUUGUAAUGCAGCACAGGGGAAGACUAUCCUUAAAACAGGCUAUUGAUGUGAAUUUCCCCACAUAAAAGAAUAAUUUUAAAACACAAUCAAAGUUUUGAUGUAAAAUUAUGUACUAUCAGGGCAGCAGGCCAACACAAGGAGAGACCAAAGGCCUUAGGAAUCAGCAGGAAGCAGUUUUAUCCCGAGUAGCCAGAAAUCUUUCAUUAAAUUCAGGAAGAAUCUACAGGUCCAGGUAAUCAUGUGGCUAUGAUGUGCUGAAGGUUUUUUGACACUUUAAAAUCAUUAGAUGAACACUAAGAACCCCCAAGUUCUGGUAGAAAUAUAAACUGUAAUAUUUAAAACAAGUAAUGAAAACAUAUGAAAAUUAUGCUAUAAAGAUUGCAUGAGAAUAACUUAAUUUGAGAAGUAAAAUUAAGAGGGAAGAGAAUCCUAGAAAGCUUACAGUUGGAAAACUAACAGUAAAGAAUAUUUUGGAAAAUCAUUUCUUGGUAAAUUUCCCUGUGCUACUAACAUAAAUGCAAAAGCUAUCAAUGAGGCUAUUGACAUUUGGGAGACUGACUUGUUUUUACCAAAAUCACGAAACAGAAAAUUUAGUUUGCUAUUUUUCAAAUGGUUAUUACGUUCAGAAUCCAGUUAAAUUCUCCUUCCUUUUUGCUUGAUAACUUCAUAGAAGAUAAAUAAACCCUCGGGCCAAGAGGUAGGUAUCCUGGCACGGUUAACUCACUGGCCCCAGAAAUUCCACGAGGCUGAAAAGAUGAUUAUUUGGGGGCUAGAGAGGGGGAUGUAGAGGUCUUUAGGACCCAGCAGGCGGCGGCAGGCAGCAGUAGUGUAGGUCGCUGAGAGACUACGAGGGUCCGGUUCAGUUUUAAUUCUGUCUCGUCUCUCCGCAACAGCGGUGCUUCCUGCGUCCCGAGGCUCCCCUGCCCACUCGGCCGCGGCUGGCCGCCGGGCGAUAAUCAAAGCCGCCCGCUCCCCAUCACCCACCAUGGAAAUCUUCCAAGAAAAAGUGGCCCCGGACGCGUGUGCCUGAGGAUUCCGCACAAAAGAGGUGCCCAAAAUGAAGACCCUGAUGCGCCAUGGUCUGGCAGUGUGUUUAGCGCUCACCACCAUGUGCACCAGCUUGUUGCUCGUGUACAGCAGCCUGGGCGGCCAGAAGGAGCGUCCCCCGCAGCAGCAGCAGCAGCAGGCAGCGGCGACCGGCAGCGCGCAGCCGUCGGCGGAGAGCAGCUCCCCCUCGCGCCCCGGGGCCCCGGCGGGACCGCGGCCGCUGGACGGAUACCUUGGCGUGGCGGACCACAAGCCCCUGAGAAUGCACUGCAGGGACUGUGCACUGGUGACAAGCUCGGGUCAUCUGCUGCACAGCCGGCAGGGCCCUCAGAUCGACCAGACGGAGUGCGUCAUCCGCAUGAACGACGCGCCCACGCGCGGCUUCGGGCGGGACGUGGGCAAUCGCACCAGCCUGAGGGUCAUCGCGCAUUCCAGCAUCCAGAGGAUCCUCCGCAACCGCCAUGACCUGCUCAACGUGAGCCAGGGCACCGUGUUCAUCUUCUGGGGCCCCAGCAGCUACAUGAGACGCGACGGCAAGGGCCAGGUCUACAACAACCUGCAGCUCCUGAGCCAGGUCCUGCCCCGGCUGAAGGCCUUCAUGAUCACACGCCACAAGAUGCUGCAGUUCGAUGAGCUCUUCAAGCAGGAGACUGGCAAAGACAGGAAGAUCUCCAACACGUGGCUGAGCACCGGCUGGUUCACGAUGACCAUCGCGCUGGAGCUCUGUGACAGGAUUGAUGUUUACGGCAUGGUGCCCCCGGACUUCUGCAGGGAUCCUAAUCACCCUUCAGUACCUUAUCAUUAUUACGAACCAUUUGGACCUGAUGAAUGUACAAUGUACCUCUCCCACGAGCGAGGACGGAAGGGUAGUCAUCACCGCUUUAUCACAGAGAAACGAGUCUUUAAGAACUGGGCACGGACAUUCAGUAUUCACUUUCUUCAGCCAGACUGGAAACCAGAAUCACCUGCUGUAAAUCAUCCUGAGAAUAAACCUGUGUUCUGAGGAAUGAGUGUGCCAGACCGAAAUCCUAAGGACCUACUAUCUCAGACACCAGGGCACUGACCCUCUUGAGCCACCAGAUAUGAAAGAGGAGCAGAACUGGUAGCACAAAAUAGCUUCACUCCUCCAGAAGUACUGUGUGCAGCUCCCCAUGAAGGUGACCACAAAGCAGUGCAGUUGGUGUGUAAGGGAAAAUUCCAGAAUUAAUACAUCCAAGCAAGUGUCAUCCCUUUCAGAAGGGUCUAAGUUAGGGGCUGGACACUCAUUUCAGUGGUGUCGCCACAGCUAAGAACAUCUUGGAUCUCUUUAAGUAUUGCCUUUGAACCAAAACAUGAGCAACUCAACAAUAUUAGUUAUAUUCCUUUAUAGAAAUACCACAUCAAAAGACAUUUUUGUAUCACAUUGUAUCCUAACCUGAUCUGUAACCUUAUCAUCUGUUGAACUCUGUACGUGUGAUUUGUAAAAAGCAGCCUAAAAGUACGGACUUGAUUCGUGAAGAGCACAUCUCUCCACUGGCUUUCAUACAGCAAAUGCCUGAUAUUUAUUUAUUGAGAGUUUUUUAGUGUAUUCUAGCUCAAUAUUUUUAUAGAUUAUGAUUAUGUGGCAGGUUAUCCUUCUGAACUCUUUAAUCCAGAAUGAUGGCUGGGAAGGCCUAGGAUUGGGUCGGUAAAUUACUGCGUUCACAAUGGUCAUUGUUAGCAUACAGUUGGGUAUUUGGCUUGGAAAUGUUAUCUUGCAUUUUUUGAACCCUUAGGCUUCAAGAAUAGCUAUGACAAUUUCCAACAUGCAGAAAGACUCCAAACGACAAUAGAAAACCAAAAACUGUGCCAUUAAAACAAAAAGAAACUAACAAGAGAAACUUAAAGAUAGUUUUCAUUAGUAAUAAUUGAUGUAGGUCAUUUCACUUAAGCCCUAGUUUCCUCUUUGGCAGAGUGAUGUCACUGUUCCAGAUGACUGUGUAAAUUUAAUCCCAAGUCUAUAAUUCUAUGAACCUCUCAUUGACCCAUUUGGGGACUUUGGGCUUGGAAUGAUGGGGCUUCCACAGUAGCAGGAGCUUUAUUUUAGGGGUCCUCUUAAUAUUCCCUCACUAUCUCCCUCUGUAGUUAAGAACAUAUUUCCUCCUUGGUCCCCAUUGGCUAAAAUCGACUGCCUGCUUUUCUGGUGCUUCUUGCACCAAAAAAAAAAAGAAAAAAUGGAAAACUUCCAUGGUGUUCACAGGCUACAAGAGCUAGGAACUACCCUUCUGUGGGUCUAGGAAAUGGAAUGCACAGAGAUUCCCUAUCAUAUGACCCCUUUAUCCUAUGAACUCAGUUUCACUCACUGCAAAUCUUACAUUACCUUCACUGCCAUUCCCUGGUCUGGAGAAGUAUGAAGGACUUAACUUUGUUCAGAGCCAAUAUCAGUUAGCAUGAAGAUUUUUCAUUUAAGCAAGUAAUAGUGUUCAAAAAUAGUCUUUAAAAAAUACACCUGUGUUUUCUUUACAUAUGUCUUAGGAGGCAUUAAUUUCUCCAAUGCUAAAUGUGAAGGCACCAGCAAACAUCGUAUGGAGACUGACAUUUUACAGAACAUGAUGUGACUUGUGAUUAAAGAAGGUUUCUCACAUCACCUUUUCUUUUCCCAUUCCUUAAUUAGUACUAAGGUUCCAUUCCCUUGUGCUAACCAGUGCAGUAUUAAUUAUAUGGAGUACUGGUGUUGAGAUAUAAACAUAGACCAGGUAUCUGUAUAGCAGAAACAAAGUUGGUAUUGUGGUGGCUUGAGCUGUUGAAAGCCAGUGCAGCUGAGAUGUAUGUGUUCUUUACAUUUUCUCAUAAUUUUUAAAGAGACUAUAUAGAGUUUUAUUCCAGCACAAUCUCUUCUGCAGCAUGGACUCUGAACAUACCAUACUUUCUGAGUGUAUGAAAAGUAUGAAUUUUGUAUAAUGGAUUUAUUAGCUGCCUUUACCAUCAUUUGAAGAGAUUUUGUUUCUUAAUGUACAUAGCUCCUUUCACAAGUUUUAUUUUUAUGGAAAUUUAGAAAGGCCCACUUGGGACAUGCAAAGAUGAAGUGAUAUUACCUAAUCUAAUAAUAUGUCAAAUGUUUGUGUUCAGGUUGUAGAAUCUGAUUUUGGAGUUUUUAUU